AUGCACAGACUGAUCUGUAUUUCUUUAUGCCUGGUUUUCACGACGCUUUUCGGCUGCACCGCCUUUUACCAACCCAGCGAACAGGAGAAACGAACCGUGGAUGAACUGACCACCAAUAUGCGCACCUGGGCGUUGGGCCGAGGUUUGAUUGACCUGCCCGAGAGCUGGGAAAACAAAGGCGCCGACGUGAAACUGUACUACGGGCUCACUGCCGACCACUCAACCGUAGAAGUUCGAGUGUUGGGCGAAGCGGUAAGUCAAAAACGCUUUGAUGAUGCCUUGGAAGAACGUUCCGCCCGAAUAGCCGCGAAAAAAAACCAUGAACAGCUCGACGUGCCUAUGCUGGUAUCGGCUCAGCCUGUAACUCAACAAAGCAGGCUAUUGCAGUACUACAAAAGCGAAUUUCAACCUGAAAACUUCACCCACGAACUCCAUAUCCUGAUCGAUGACGUCUACGUCAUGCUUCGCGCCGACUCUUAUAACGGCAAGAUCGCACCAGUCGAAGCCCGCCUGACAAAACUCGCUACGCAAAUCUUCAAAGUCAACCCACUAAAUGCCGGUUCCGGUUUUGCCAUGGGCCCAAUCGUGAUCAGAGGCGAUCACGAUCAGGAAAUUGCCACCUUCUAUUUCGGCCCUCCAGCUUCCGACGUUUCACUGGAAGUUUAUGUCAAUGCACUCUCUCCGAGCGAAACCGACAACAUGCAGGCUGGCAUCAAAGCGGAUGCAGGCGUUUUCCUCGCUGGCGAUUACGAGAACCUGCGGGGGCGCUCCAUCACCUUGGCGGACAUGCGAGCAGAAGAAGCCUUGAUUGCUUUUAGCGACGAUACGCACCGUCAAAUACUCUUUAUCAGCGAAAACUAUCGAGACACCCCCUCUCUCAGCCAGCCAAGCAUGCACUUGCGCAUGACCGCCGGAGGCAUGAAAGGUACUCCCUCCGACCCCGGCAAACCGAAAGACCUGGUGCGCUGGUCCCUCCCCAGCUUCGCCCGCAAGGGCUACGACCUUCCUCUCUGGCAACGCCCAGCGAGGCAGGCUCCAGUCAACCCAUCGCUGACCGACUACGAAGCCAUGGCCGUCUGGGACGCCAUCCUCAAAACCGUACGAAUCCGCUUCGGCGCCGUCCCGCCACCCAAACCCGAUCCCUUUUACUCCGUGAUCGUCCCAAGCGAUGAAGAGAUCGCCGAAGGCAAACGCGUACUCGAUGAAUUCCUCGCCACUGGCCCGGAUGGCAAACCAUGGAAACCAGAAGGUUGG
Mesorhabditis spiculigera is the source of this 1254-nucleotide messenger RNA. NCBI's taxonomy places the organism in Eukaryota, Metazoa, Nematoda, Chromadorea, Rhabditida, Rhabditidae. The record is from the annotation of a GenBank genome assembly.